Trachemys scripta elegans is the source of this 1438-nucleotide messenger RNA. RefSeq names its product alpha-N-acetylgalactosaminidase-like. The record is from RefSeq and is a predicted model, not a curated record. Gene Ontology annotation, biological process: glycoside catabolic process; oligosaccharide metabolic process; glycosylceramide catabolic process. Lineage: Eukaryota; Metazoa; Chordata; Testudines; Emydidae. Gene Ontology annotation, cellular component: cytoplasm. Gene Ontology annotation, molecular function: alpha-galactosidase activity.
CCGAUUGGCUUAGGUUCACCAUCACACCACCCCCUCAGGCUCCCGGCGGAAGCACGGGGUGCCAGACUGUCGACACCACACGAGUGAUUGUUUGCAGCACUCAGAAAGGAUUCCAUGGCAUUGUACAACUGGCUGUUUGUUCUACAAGGGAGUUUCACAUCCCCUGAAGCAUUGCUUUAAUAACUGCUGGAAGUGGGAUGCUUGACUGGAUGGACAACUAGUCUGAGCUGAAGAUCUCCCCAGGAACAGAUCGGACAGCCUGCCUGCUUUCGAUAUAGGAAGUCAAACGUUCUGUAACAUACAGAGUCCCAGUCUGUGACUAUCUCUCUGUCUUUGAGGUGAUUCCAUUUGUGCUCCAGCAUCAUUGAUGAUGGCAGUCCUACCCUGGGAGUAGGAUUUCAUUACCAACAUCUAAACUGGAGAAAGCAAAAGCAGUGAAGACCUGGGAGCAAGUGAGAAGUUUGUCCUGUUAAUCAUGUUGCUGCCUCCUCUGAGCAUCCUGUUGGGAUUGGCUGCCUGCUGUUCAUCCUUAGAUAAUGGUUUACUGAGGACUCCACCAAUGGGAUGGCUGCCUUGGGAACGUUUUAGAUGCAAUACCGAUUGUAAAACUGAUCCUGGAAACUGCAUCAGUGAGUAUUUGAUCAAAAGUAUGGCAGACAAGAUGGCAGAAGAUGGAUGGAAGGAGCUGGGUUAUGAAUAUGUGAACCUUGAUGACUGCUGGUCUGCAAAGGAAAGGGAUUCCCAGGGCAGGCUUCAGCCAGACCCAGACAGGUUUCCAAGUGGAAUUAAAGCCCUUGCUGAUUAUAUACAUUCAAAAGGGCUGAAAUUUGGAAUUUAUAGUGACAUGGGUAACUACACCUGCAAAGGUUACCCUGGGACCACACUGGACACCAUUGAUACAGAUGCCAAAACAUUUGCAGAAUGGGAAGUUGACAUGCUGAAGCUUGAUGGCUGCUAUUCCAACUCAUCUGUUAAAGCAAUAGGCUACCCAAAGAUGAGCAUUGCUCUGAAUAAAACAGGAAGACCUAUCGCUUACUCAUGUAGCUGGCCAGCCUAUGAAGGAGGGCUUCCCCCAAAGAUAAAUUAUACCGUACUUGGUGACAUUUGUAACCUCUGGAGAAAUUUUGGUGACAUCCAGGAUUCCUGGGAGAGUGUUCUAAAUAUUAUUGAGUGGUAUGGAAAUAACCAGGAUAAUCUGCAACCUGCAGCUGGCCCAGGAAGAUGGAAUGAUCCAGAUAUGCUGAUUAUUGGUAACUUUGGCCUGAGUUAUGAGCAGUCAAAAGUGCAGAUGGCAUUGUGGGCAAUCCUGGCAGCCCCUCUCUUUAUGUCCAGUGAUUUAAGGACAAUCUCUGAGGAUGCCAAGCAAAUCUUGCAAAACAAGCUGUUGAUUUAUAUAAACCAAGAUUCUCUGGGGAUUCAGGGACAGCGCAUUAUGCAG